AUGGAAUAUGAAGCACCGGAAGGUGGUUGGGGAUGGAUCGUGACUUCAGCGAUGGUCGUCAUUUUUAUUACGGUUAUAGGACCAGCCCCAUCGAUUGGAUUAGUUUUUGGUGAUUUUCUUGAGCCUACCGGUAAAGCUGGACUUUUAUUGACACUUUUUGGUGCAUUUUUCAGCGUUACUUUCUCAGUCUCUAGUCCACUGGCAAAUUAUUGGAUGCAGAAAUAUACGUUGAGAUCGGUGGCAGUAAUGGGUGCAAUAUUGUUUUCCUCGUCAAAUAUUUUAUUUGCACUUGCAACAGAUAUUUGGCAAAUGAUGUUUUUAUAUUUGAUACAAGGAAUAGGAGUAGGAUUUCUUCUUACGCUAAGUAACACCAAUUUCAAUGCAUAUUUCGUGGAAAAACGUGCUCGAAUAAUGAGCCUGGCCCAAGUGAUCAUCGGUAUGGGUUCCAUUGGUUAUCCCUAUGUCAUCGACAAAAUUAUGCCACUGUACGGUUUUCGAGGAACUGUUGGUAUAAUAGGUGCGGUAAGUUUACAUUGCAUUCCCGCUGUGCUUCUGUUGCAACCGGUUGAAUGGCAUAUCAAAGAUAAAAAAAAGGUUCUUACGAAAAGUGAUGUGAAAAACAGGAAACAAAGUUCAAUCACAAAUGACCAUCAUCAAGAUUCAACAGGACAAUCGAUUAGUUUACGUAGUUUACGACAUAAUCCAAAGACUGAACUAACAGAUGAAAGUGAAAAUACCAAUGAAAAUGAAGAAUAUCGGGUUAGAUCAUGGUCAUGGUCAGUUCGAGACGUUUUAAACAGAAGAUUGCACGUAUUUUCUUCAUCAAGUGUUACAAAUUUGGCAAGUGGUAUUGGUGCAUUAGCAGAUAUCAAAAGUAAUUCUGUUGUAUUAGUUGACAAAAAUAAAUUUAACAAAAUUAUGGAUCUUUCUAUGAUGAAAGAUUUAUAUUUUUUGAAUUUAUGUUUCGGUGUCAGUAUUGCUAUAACCUGCGAUUAUACGUUCGUUUCACUAUUACCAAUUAUGAUGUUUCAUGAUGGAUAUACCAGAAGUGAAUCUGCUUUGGCUAUUAUAGUUAGUGGUGUAGCAGAAUUAUUUGCUAGAAUAUUAAUAGCCAUUUUUAAUUUUUUCGUCAAAGUCAAAUCUAAAUAUUUGUUCUUCGUUGCAAUGAUUGCUAUGUCCUUUGCUAAAGCAGGAUUUAUGAUGUUAGAGGAUUCAUUAAUGGCUGUAUUAGUGAUGAAUGCUUUGAUCGGUAUGAUACGUGCUUUAAUGUUGGUACCACAAACCUUAGUUAUUAUAGAAUCCGUACAAAUAGACAAAUUAGCAUCUGCUAUUGGAUGUUUUGGAUUUAUUAUGGGUGCCACUUCCUUAAUUUUAUCACCCGUUCUUGCUAAAGACUAA
Messenger RNA from Polistes dominula (European paper wasp), 1398 nucleotides. RefSeq lists its product as uncharacterized. The record is from RefSeq and is a predicted model, not a curated record. Gene Ontology annotation, biological process: transmembrane transport; monocarboxylic acid transport. Gene Ontology annotation, molecular function: monocarboxylic acid transmembrane transporter activity. Lineage: Eukaryota; Metazoa; Arthropoda; Insecta; Hymenoptera; Vespidae.